GAGGCGCGCAGAUCAGUGCCUGCAACGUGCGGGGCCGCGCAUAGGCGAGCGUGUGAGGGUGUAUAGGGCGGGCGCUCUGGCGUCCGGUCCAGUCAGUAGUGGCCCGCAAGCGGUGGCAGCAGGACGGACAAUCAGCUCAGAGACAACAUGAACGCCCCGCUCACCGUGCUCCUCGCCGUGCUCGCCGUCCUGGACCUGACCGCCGCCCUGCACCUAGCCGCCUCCUCCGCCGACAACACAGCCGUCGGCCCCGAUCAGCCCCUCCCCGUCAGCGUCGACCCUGCGGCCGCGCCGCCAGCGCCGCCCGCCCUCCUCGCGGCCACUCAAACUCGAGGGGCCGAGGCCGUGGGCGCCGUAGACGCACAGCCAAAGCCGCCCGCACUCCUCGCGGCCACCCGCACCCAAGGGGCCGAGGCUGUGGGUGCCGUGGGCACGGCAGCGGCCCUGUCGAGGCGCCGGCGGCACAUGGUGUUCAGGCCGCUGUUCGCCUCUCGGCAGCGGAACAACGCCAGGUCCGGCCGCAGGCGGGCGAACGGCUUCUGAUAUGACGACGAGUCGAGGCAGAGCAACUAUAAUGACAAUAACAAAAAAAAUAUAUCGCUUUCCUCUCCCAAA
This is a messenger RNA of Frankliniella occidentalis (western flower thrips), 615 nucleotides long. RefSeq lists its product as uncharacterized. Lineage: Eukaryota; Metazoa; Arthropoda; Insecta; Thysanoptera; Thripidae. Bases 148 to 543 code for a protein of 131 amino acids. The record is from RefSeq and is a predicted model, not a curated record. The transcript has 2 exons.